UUGCCUAUCUUACAUUAUUGCUCCAUAUCUUGAAUCUGAACACAGACAAGGUAAUAUUUCUCAGUUUCCCCAGCCACUCUCGCGGCUUGACUAUGCAGCAACUUGAUCACAUCUCCCAAUUCACCUUGCUUGACUGAAGCCACCAGUCAGGCCCAUCGAUUCCCGAAGCUGUCGCUGUCACAUGUCUUUACUGCUCGCCGCUCCCCGCUGUAUCAACUUGAAAAGCCACGGAGCUAAGGACCUAGAGAUCUGCGCGCCGCCCUUGAUUCGUGGAGAUCGGCUGAUCGUGGUUCACCCGGUCAUGCUCGUGACUGAUCCGAGGCCCUUCGUUAUAUGUGCUCCGUCUGGACCCCUCUCCGCUCGAGGCGACCAUCGAUGGGACGGAUUAGUUCGUGAUCAAGCACGAUUUCCUGCCGGCUGUCGUGCUUUCUCGACAUCUUCGCCUCGAUUCCGACCGUCUGAUUCAGAAGAGGGAUCGAAGGCGUUGGGCCGGGCGAUGGCCGCCCGAUCUUGAGUGCGCCUUACCUCGUCGGUCCUGUAAGCUGGAAGGGCAGAUAGCCCUGGGGUGCGAAACGAAUAUCGCACACAGUUCGGACGAGGUCAUCUGUCUGUAUCUCUAAGAUUCGUGAUGUUAUGCACAAGAGCGAAAAAUCUAGAUUAGAACUCGAGACUAUCUCCGUCGGCGGUCCUACUCAGCGACCGGAAUCUGCCCCCAUCGGUCCAUAUAUGUACAAUACACUUCCACCCGAUGUGUUGGAGCCGGACCGGAGCAUCGAAGAUGGCGAACUUGGGCCGAUGCGGCGCGGGCGGAGCUUUGUGCAGCGCGUGCGGAGUUGAGUCACAAUCACCAAGCUAUUGGCAGCCUGUCAACAAGAUCCCCAUUCCCCCUUGCACUGCGACCACAUCCACUCGCACACACUCAAUCCACCCCCGCAACUAUUAUCACCGAUAUUGAAACAUGUCGCCCGCCGCGAUCACCAGCCCGACAAACAGCAACGGCAAAUACCAUGCUGUGAAGCCGCAGAUUAACACACCCGCAGCGGCGCCGCGCCUGACCUCCGCCGAUGUCAUCCACCUCGAGCACGAGCACGGAGCGCACAACUACCACCCGCUGCCCGUCGUCUUUGACAAGGCUCUCGGCGCGAAGGUAUGGGACCCGGAAGGGAAGGAGUACAUCGACAUGCUCUCGGCCUAUUCGGCGGUCAAUCAGGGUCACUGCCACCCCCGGAUCGUCGCGACGCUGUGCGAGCAGGCCCAGAAACUCACCCUCUCGUCGCGCGCGUUCUACAAUAGCGUGUUCGGGCGCUUCGCGCAGGUGAUCACGGAUAUGUUUGGCUACGAGAUGGUGCUCCCGAUGAACACCGGUGCCGAGGCCGUCGAGACCGCCAUCAAGCUCGCGCGCAAGUGGGCGUACAUGAAGAAGGGCGUCCCCGAGGGCAAGGCCGUCGUGCUCAGCGUCGAGGGGAACUUCCAUGGUCGGACCGUCGGUGUCAUCAGCAUGAGCACCGACCCGGAGAGCCGAACCGGCUUCGGGCCCUACCUCGAGGGCGUCGGCCCCACGUUCAUGGAUGGCGAGGAGCUGCGGACCAUCCGAUACAAUCACCUCGCUGAUCUCGAGCGGGCGCUGGAGCUGAACGGCGGCAACGUCGCCGCGUUCCUCGUUGAGCCGAUCCAGGGCGAGGCGGGCAUCGUCGUGCCCGACGCCGGGUACCUCAAGAACGUGCAGGCGCUCUGCAGGAAGCACAACGUGCUUUUCAUCUGCGACGAGAUCCAGACGGGGCUGUGCCGCACCGGCAAGAUGCUGGCGUGCGACUACGAGGAUGUGCGUCCGGACAUCAUUCUGCUCGGCAAGGCGCUCUCGGGUGGUGUGUAUCCUGUUUCUGCCGUGCUGGCAGACAAGGACAUCAUGCUCUGCAUCAAGCCCGGCGAGCACGGCAGCACCUACGGCGGUAACCCACUAGGAUGCGCGGUGGCCAUCACAGCUCUGCAAGUGCUGGUCGACGAGCAGCUGUCCGCCAAAGCCGAUGCACUGGGCGAGACCUUCCGCUCCGCCAUCCGGGGGCUCAAUUCUCCGCUCGUGCAGACCGUCCGCGGACGGGGCCUGCUGAACGCUGUCGUCAUUGACGAACAGAAGAGCAGGCGUGGGCGCACGGCCUGGCAGCUGUGUCUCUUGCUGAAGAGCCGCGGUGUGCUGGCCAAGCCCACACACGUCAAUAUUAUUCGAUUCGCUCCGCCCCUGGUCAUCUCGGAGGAGGAUCUGCUGCGCGCAGUGAAGAUCAUUGGGGAGUGUCUAGUGGACUUGGACACCUUGGACGAGAUCCCAGGCGAAGUCGAUAGCGAGAAAGGACACACGGAUAACGUCACAAACUAAUUGGAUUGUACUGUAUACUGUACAUUACUACUGGCGAGAGUAUGGAGGACUCAGCGUGGCUUGCAUAUCUCGGGUAAGACACAAAAUAACCGUCAGAUCUGUUGGCAGCUCUAUAAGGGUGGAAGCGAGCCUAGUUAGCAGCACCCAUGCCUGUCUUCUACUACGGACCCCGGUCUUCAUGAACAAGGUCCGGAUACCACAAGACCGGGCAAUCUUGAGAUGCACCCGACUCCGAAGGCUUGAGAGGUCAGCAGAGCCGCCUGUCACCACGGCCGAUCGAUAAGACGACUAUAUGACGCGAGAUGUGCAGAGCGCGGAAAGCGACACGAGGAUGGCGAGAUAUGCACACACAGCGAGCGCACCGAUGUCGCUUUCCGGCGAGGUCCCAAGCGGUGUAAGUACAGACAGGGAAAUCGGAUAUAUUUUGCGACACAAAUCUACAUCGGACCUGAAUCCGAAGGCGAAAUGCCGGCCGGCCGGCCUCGAGGCGGAUAACACCACCUCACUUACCAUAGGGCCGUGCGAGGGUCCAGUGUGCAGAUCCCGGGAUGUACCGCUGAUCUCGCUCCGUAAGGGAAUUGUACUUGCGGAGCAGACGCCGCGAACAAGGAUAAUGCUCACUGUGGUGUUGUUGUUAUCCAGGUGGUGGUGGUGGUGAUAAGUAGGUCCGUGAUUUGUGUUUUCAUGGUUUGAGUUGAAAGUUUCAUGUUGUAGAAGCUACGUUGGUGUGUCAGUGGGAAUAUACGGCUCAUACAAGACCGAGUUACGCAUGAGCGGAACCCGUUUGCAUCCAGCGCGCUUAUCUCCACCGGGCCGUACUGGCGCCCACAACGAAACUGCUACACACGCACGUCAAGAAAAGACUGGGAACAUCAGACAUUCGGAUCGCUAAAAGACACCGUGUGGCAUCUUGGGUUCUUCGCGCAAGGUCUCUGAGCCCCGUCGAUUACAAGGUCCAAGUCGACCGCCUGAACGAGCUUUUUCACGUCUCCGCCGUCAAACACGCCUCGAUCCGUCGCCAUCCACCGACGUGCAGAAUCUCGGACAUUCCCGUGCCAUCAUCCCGGAUUAUGACGACCAGUCAAGUCGCUACCGUGUCGGCGACGCAUCACGGUCUGCGCCGUGAGCAUCGCAGAGCCGCGAAGAUCGCGCCAGUCGAGCUCCCUGCGGCGUCGCCGGGGCUGCCGCCGACGAUGCGGCCGCAGUCCCACUAUGACCAGCUCGGAUUCGGAUCGGGGCGCUCCCCCGUGCCCUCGCCUGUGGUCUACCAGCCACGUGCGAGCCGACCGCAUGAAUGGGCGAGCUUCCAGAGCCGGGUGAGCGGCUGGCAAAGUGCGGGGUCACCGGAGAUGGCGGCGUCGAUGCCGCGGCCGCGCGAGGGCGGAUCGCGCCGCAUCAUCGUAGCUGAUGCGCCUGCCUCGGGGUACCGCCACGGCCUGCCGUCGAGAGACCCUGGGGUGCAGACUGUGCCGUUCGCCGCGCCCUGGAUCGCGCCAGAGCAGCACCACCACCAGCAGGAGAAUCCAGCCCAGGCAAUGCCUGGCCGACCGCAAUCACAGCAGGAUCGGCCCGCCAACGCUCGCCCGGCCAGCCGAAAGACGGUCGAGGAGCGGCGCAAGUACAAUGACAUGAUGGCCGACCUGAGGAAACGAAAGGAGCUUGAAGACGCGAAGGCCAGAGCCGACCCGCACAACUAUCUCAUCCAGGCGGCGCUCCACCACGGCACGAUCCGGGUCCUCGAAUCCGCGCCGGACGCCUUUGUGCCCGCAUCCGCAACAGGCGAGUGGCUCGUCCUGUCGUAUCAUGGCGUUGCGUCGGAUCGCUGACGGGUUGUUGUAGCGAAUCUGCGGGCCGAUCCCGGGACGCCGGUCGAGCUCCACCACCCGCUGUUGGAAGCACCGGCUUUGCGCAGUGAGUGGCCAGGACCUGAAAGUGGAUCGAGACUGAAUCGUCGCGCACAGCCCGAGAAUUGGCUGAUGAAAAAUCGACCUGGAGCGAUGCGGCCCUGAACCCGACCGUCUACGCGAUUGCGCUCGAUCGGAGGCACAAGGUAGCCCGCCACGGGGAAUCUUGAAGAAUGCAAGUCGAUACAGCGGUAGGAGGAAUUCCCAGCCAGUCGAGGGGGCAGCAGCACAACCGGCGGCGGUGCCGCGUGUGACAUCCCCGAUUUCGCCCCAGUGCACCAGUAGUUCCAAACCCCUUCCUCCGGGAAGCCGAGUCUACGGCAAACUAAAGCCCGAAGCGAUCGCGCUCGAAUGGCCGCUGACGACCACAUACCGCAUCGACAGCGUCACCGGCCAGGCGCGGAGACGCAAGGGCAACAAUCCGUUCGUGCACUGGGACAUCCGGUUAGACCCGCACGACCCGCGGAACGUCACCGUCGCAUUCGAGCGCGGGCCACAGAACGAGAUGCUCGAGGCCCACCGCGGGAUGAACGUCUCGACACACUGCGUCGUGAUGGAGCUUGUCGUCGCGUGCCCGCUCGUCGGCCCCAUCACCGUCAGGACGGGCAGUGCGCUGCGGGUCAUCGACGUGUACAAGGCCAUCUACGACGCGUAUCGCCAGCCAGCAGACCAUCCGGAUCUCAGAACUGAGGGUUCCAGGAGGGGUGUUCGCGAGAGGCAGGGGGCAAGCGGGCGCCGCGCGGGCGAUGGGCGGCAGAUUGGGCUGCGCAAGAUCGACAUGCUGGACACAGGGAGUAGGUUCGAAGGGCUGAGGCAGAACAAACAGAACGAGUGGGAGCUCUUGUUAUCAGAGGUCUGAGUGUUGGAGACUUGGAUUCAGACUGCACACGCCUGGGACACUUUUGUACAACAUCUUCAUAUGCACACCUUUUUUACGAGCGGAAAAGAGCUGGGCCGAACGAACACGCGUUCAAGAGCGAGAAAGCUGU
This is a messenger RNA of Mycena citricolor, 5264 nucleotides long. NCBI's taxonomy places the organism in Eukaryota, Fungi, Basidiomycota, Agaricomycetes, Agaricales, Mycenaceae. The record is from the annotation of a GenBank genome assembly.